AUGAAUGCUCUGGUUUUAUCGAAUGAUUCUCUAGACAAUGACGUGGACUCGGCCAAGGUGCUUUGGACAAACGGCGUGCCCAUCACGCUGGUGGAGACACUGCCCGUGAAAAGGGUUGCAACCACCAGUGAGAGUCUGUUCGACGCUAAGCCGUAUUAUGUGCCACACGGGUUAAGCAGAACCUACAUGAACCGGGUGACCAAACUGGCUGAGGAUAUUGUAAGCACUGUAGUGUCUGACGCCGAGUGGGUCGCCAAUGACCGCUGGAAGUCGUGCAAGGCUGAAAGGCUAAAGUUCAAAGACUCAUUCGUCCACAACGCGGCCUCGUUUGUCAAACAGUGCAGGGAUAAGGUACAGUUGCCGAAAUCAUCAAAAUCUUGCAGUCCGGCUACAUUGUACCUUUUCAACGUGUUCCGUAAAAAAUCGUUCAACGAUAGAAUAGUUAUGGAUAAAAUUGCAGAACACAUUAAAUACGAAUGGAAACUAGACCCCAAGUAUUUAUACACCAUCGAUAAGACCAAAGUCGCGACCGAGGGUCUUCUCACAAAGCAUUGUUACAAGGCAGAGUUUUCGGUACCAACGAAAGAGUACCCAGUUCCACAGUUAACGGUAUCGGUUUUCUUUACGGUGGAAACCUCGGCUACACAUUCAAGGAACGAGCCAAUAUUUAUAGAGUAUUCGUUCGAAACGGAAAUGCGAGUAUACGUGCUGGGCAAGGAUUGGUUUCGAAGACGUCGUUUCGAGCAGCUGUUUGAACGCAAAUUGACCAUAUACAAAGACAUCAAUAGGUAUGUCGGAUGGUACAAUGCUUCGACAAGAUUUUCAAAAAACUAGUGUGGCAAAUAGUUUAAUAAAAUAAUUUUAUUUUUGAACUAACUUUCA
Molecule: messenger RNA, 882 nt
Organism: Adelges cooleyi (spruce gall adelgid)
Lineage: Eukaryota; Metazoa; Arthropoda; Insecta; Hemiptera; Adelgidae
Exons: 4
Coding region: 1-834 (277 amino acids)
Cellular component (GO): cAMP-dependent protein kinase complex
Molecular function (GO): protein kinase A regulatory subunit binding
Source: RefSeq, a predicted model, not a curated record